This is a messenger RNA of Rhagoletis pomonella (apple maggot), 1731 nucleotides long. RefSeq lists its product as uncharacterized. The transcript has 3 exons. The record is from RefSeq and is a predicted model, not a curated record. Bases 1 to 1731 code for a protein of 576 amino acids. NCBI's taxonomy places the organism in Eukaryota, Metazoa, Arthropoda, Insecta, Diptera, Tephritidae.
AUGGAGCGCACUCAACUUCUAGUCGGCAGUCUCGCAUUACUCCUAAUAACAAGCGCAGUCAGUGGUGCUGCGGCACAAGACGACUUAGCAGACUAUACUGUGAUGAAUUUUCUGCAGGAUGUGCAACGCAUAGACAACUUUGAGCAGCUGGUUUUCACACGCAAUCGCAAUGCAACUGGAUUGGCGGCAUUCGGUGUAGCUGCAAAUAUUCCGUUGAAAAGUCGCCAUAAGGAAUUGAGACGCUAUCAAAAUUUUAUGCUGGACUCGACUUUGGAUGAGUCACAAUUCGUGCGCGACUUGAUGGCCGACCUUGGGGUUCCAGUUAUACUUAUGAACGAGCUGAGCACGGUAACCGCCCGCUUCUACAGCUACAACCACUUUCCCGACUUUACGCUGGAGCGCAAGUCGUUAAGCUUGGAUCUUUUCCACCAUGGUCCCAUCUAUCCACAACGUCUCGGCAAUUUACAGGGCUAUAAAUUGUCCUUUAUAAUGAGUGGCACUGAUCCACGCCUCGUUGUGUACGAUUACAAGGGUGAAAGGAUAAUGGGCGGCUAUGCUGGCCACUUCCUCACUAGCUUUGCAAGCAAGCACAAUUGCACGCUCUACGAACCGCUGCCUGCUCCCUCGAUCACACGAUUUGCGCCAGCUCAGGAAUGUGUUGCCGCUGUGCGUAAUGGCACUGUCGAUAUCUCGAUUGGUCUUACUUUUCCUCGCAUGACUUCUGAUAAAAAAUUCACCUUUGAUGGCCUCACUUAUCCUUACGAGCAUGCGAAUUGGUGCGCUUGGUCGCCACUAGAACCAGAUGUACCGCACUAUGAAUUCUUUUGGAUUGUUUUCGAGGGUUUAGCAUUCGCCUUGACGUUGCUUACAAUCUUUGUUAUUUCGAUUGUGUUAAGUUUUGCACUCUGGCAGUACGACCACAAACCGGACGUGACUCGUUUUUUCUUGCAUGACGCAUGUCUACGCGGUGUAUUGGCUCAGUCCUUUCGGGAGCUAGCAUACGCUCCUUUCGUCAUACGCUUCAUCUAUUUGCAAAUCUGUAUACUUGGUAUUCUGCUAACCACCUCGUACAAUGCAUACUUUGCCGCUUACUGGACAAGUGCCCCGAAAGAGCCACCCUUUCGCUCCUUCAAUGAUAUUCUCCACUCGAACAUGAAGGUUUACAUGUUUGCUCCAGAGUACAAUGAGUUGUUCGCUCGUGCCGAGGAUUUGCGAAAAUAUACGCCAAUGUUUCAGAUUGAGGGGGAUUAUCAAAGAUUUCUACGCACUCGUGAUGCAUUCAAUACGAAAUAUAUCUACAUGAUAGCAUUGAGCAAGUGGAAAAUCUUUAGAGAGCAACAAAAGGUUUUCACCACUCCGCUUUUCCGUAUGCGCCACGAUUUGUGUCUCUAUCACAAUAUUCCACUUAGCUUUCCCAUACACAGCAAUUCUAUAUUCGCGGAAAAAUUAAAUGAAAUGAUUUUGGAGACAAUGGAGUCAGGUCUAAUCGAACACUGGUCGCAGACAUCGUUUUUGGAGUUAAUCAGAGCAGGUCGUUUGAAGUUUGUCGACUUGAGCCGCAAGAAUGAAUUCAGACCAAUGAAAGUGGAGGACUUAAAAUACGUUUGGAUCGGAUAUGGCGUCAUGUGCUUGGUAAUGGUUUUGGUUUUCGUUGCAGAGCAAUGCUGCUACGGAUCUCUUUACGAUGGCGAUGGUUUGGAGUUAAUGCAUCAGUAUCGUAAUCAUCGCUAG